Molecule: messenger RNA, 1184 nt
Organism: Paralichthys olivaceus (Japanese flounder)
Lineage: Eukaryota; Metazoa; Chordata; Actinopteri; Pleuronectiformes; Paralichthyidae
Gene: timm21
Product: translocase of inner mitochondrial membrane 21
Biological process (GO): protein import into mitochondrial matrix
Cellular component (GO): TIM23 mitochondrial import inner membrane translocase complex
Source: RefSeq, a predicted model, not a curated record
UCCGGAUGAUAUGUGACGACACAACUAUGCGCCACGAUUGGUUUGACAUACAGCACCCCUGUGGCACAGGAUCACACAGUGUUCGAGUAGGUUAGUGGCAGAUGGUGCAUGUUUAUAUGUGGAUUCCUAUAAGAACUUUACAUCAUUAUUGGCUGCGUUAGGUUACUUCCUUAGCUUUAGCUUGUUGUCACGGUGCACAGAAUAUAGCACCAUAAGUUGCUAGCUCGUUGCACUGAUAACAUAGCAAGGACAGUCAUGGCUUACACACAGAUACUGAGAACCCUACAUCGGAGUUUGCAGUACUCGGCCUCGCAUCACUACACGGUACACACGUGUAAACUCAUGCAGGUUAGCUUGUUGAUCCGCGCACACAGGACCGCGUCGACCCCGUCCUCCACACCGAGCUUCCACAGCCGAGCCGGGCCCGCUCUGCCCGCUCUGCCCGCUCUGAGCUGCCUCGCACGGCGGAGUGUCCAUGUGGACCUCCCGGCCAGAAACCGGAGCAGCCCCGAGGACAGAGACAAAUCCGUGUCCCGGUUUCAGAGCCCGACACCUUCAGCUUCUCAGAAAGUUAAGGAUGCUGGCAGAGACUUCACCUACUUGAUAGUUGUACUCAUAGGACUUGGAGUGACAGGUGGCCUCUUAUAUGUGGUGUUCCAGGAGCUGUUUUCUUCCUCCAGUCCAAAUAAAGUCUAUGGGAAAGCCUUCGACAAAGUCAAGUCACACCCAGAGGUGAUCGGUGCAUUCGGGGAGCCGAUCAAAUGUUAUGGUGAGACCACACGUCGAGGAAGGAGACAGCAAGUCAGUCACACGGAGUACCUGAAGGACGGACUGAAGCAUAUGAGACUAAGGUUUUACAUCGAAGGCUCAGAACCAGGUCUCAAAGGAACUGUACAUUCAGAGUCAAAAGAGAACAAUGAAACAGGUAGAUACGAGUUUCGAUACAUAUUUGUGGAUGUGGACACGUACCCAAGACGGACGAUCAUUCUGGACGAUAACCGAUAAGAGAAGAUGUUGGACUCGCUGAACAAAUGUGGAUAAUGUGUUUAAGGUUUGUGUUAUUGGAAAAAAAGCUAUGGGUGUAAACUGUAAUUUACGAAUAAAACGUGUUAUGUUAAAUAUCAACAGUUGUUAUUGAUUGAUACUUUGCUGCAACAGUGUUCUGGUUAGAAUUUGAUGAAGAG